This is a messenger RNA of Lineus longissimus, 3328 nucleotides long. RefSeq lists its product as uncharacterized. The transcript is spliced from 7 exons. Lineage: Eukaryota; Metazoa; Nemertea; Pilidiophora; Heteronemertea; Lineidae. The record is from RefSeq and is a predicted model, not a curated record. Bases 23 to 793 code for a protein of 256 amino acids. Gene Ontology annotation, cellular component: trans-Golgi network.
GUCUGUAGUUAAUGUUGACAACAUGGCGGUUCGAGGCAAACAUUUUUGUGAAGUUCUCCUACUUUUCUUCACGGUUUUCCUUGCGAUUUGCAUAGCAGAGGAGUGUAAAAAGGAUGCCACGUCGUGGUGUAAAUGUACCACUUCAAAGGGAGUUAUAGAUUUGGCGCCCCUUGCAUCGAAAUCAGGAGCAAAAUUUAAAGAUGUUCCUGUCAAAGGCAAGACCAACUUAUAUAGUAUCAACCUGUGUGAACCAUUCAGUGAGGUCGACUCCAAAGGAGUUGGAUGUGAUAAUGUCUUAGGAUGUCAAGUGAUACCUGCACAACCAGGUGGUAGUUUUUCCUAUCACCCUAUUGGUGCGAAAAAAAUACCGUGGGUUGUCGCUGGGACGGUUGAGGAUGGAAACCUGCAAUUCCAGUAUUCUGCAGACUCAGAUACGUUAAGAAAAAUGUUUAUUACCCUGGUAUGUGCCAAUGAAGAAGGCUCAUUAGUGGCAUAUGGUGAGACAGCCACAACUGUCUAUACAUUUAAAUUGAGUACUCGCUACGCCUGUUAUAAUGGAGUCUACCCAUAUCAGGGAAUCAGCACUGGGUCUGUACUGCUCAUUGUAUUCUUCGUGUUAAUCUUGGUUUAUCUCGUGGGUGGAUUCCUCUUCCUAACAUAUGCAAGAGGAGCUACAGGAAUGGAACGUGUGCCUAAUUUCGAAUUCUGGGCCGACUUCCCACAUUUAAUAAAAGAGGGUGCUAUGUUUGUAUUUAGAGGCUGCAAGACGGAGUCAACCUAUGACCAGAUAUGAGGAGUAUUCCUAGGAAACAAGCUGCUGUGAUCUUUUUGAUACACAUUUCUAUUUUUUCAAGGGGCUCGUGAGGGGUUUCACUGGUUAUGUCCAAGGCACAAUGAUGGUGUUGUUGUAAGGGUUUACCUAUUGUGUGCCCCUUGCCCAAUUUGUUUAGUGUACAUGUGAAACAGCUACAAAUAAUCUCAAUUUCCUCAUAAAAUUUAUUGACUUUCGGUCCAAAAUAAAGUUCUUCUCUCAUGAUGUUUUGUUGUUAUCUAGCAGUGCUGACCACAAUAAAACCAUCGCAUGUUAAUUCCCAAUAAACAAAAAACAAUGCAUUUUCCAUCAACUUCAAAAACGUAUUUCAUUAGAUCUGAAUUCCAUGAUAACCUUUUUGAUAUUAGCGAAAUAGUUAGUUUGUUAAAGGAUAUUUUUGUGUGUUUAUUUGUAAAGUCUCUUGUUCAGGAUAACAACGUAACUACUGUUAUUGUCUUUAUUAAUUUAUGGUUAUGGUAAUACAUGAACUUGUAUGUGCUUUAUGGCAAUUUGUUUAACUGCUGCCCUCAAAAAAAAUAGGGAAAUAAAAGGUCUGAGCAAUGUUUUUAUUGGAGUACAAGUAAGAAUUUUGGGAAAGUGUUGAUAAAAAACCACUGAAUGAUUUAUGAUUUCUUUGCAAACUUGAUUUUGGUCACAGCUGUAAAGUGACUUGUCCAAGAUCUUACACAAAUUGCAUUUUACCUGAUCCAUUUGAGUUAACUAUUUCCUCCAUGGUUUGGUUAUAUUCUGAUAAUCCUUAACUUCCCAUUCGCGUAUUCCAAAUGUCCUCCACACAAAGCUAUUCCAAAUCUUGUUUUAGUUUUCACAUGACUUGUGUGAGCUUGUUAUAAUGUUGUUAUCAUACACUAUCUUUCUGGGCUGAUUAUGUCAACAUGUUCAAAUGAAAUCCUGGUUUCUUGUCGUUUUCUUAGAGAUAAGAGCGUAUGGGAUCCUUUUAUGGAUGAGCGCAAAGUUGGCAUUUUGCCAUCUGUUACAGUUGACCCUAAAAUUGAAUUUGAUGUUUGAUUGGCAAUAACUCACUUUAGUUGGGAGUUCCUAAGAUAAUGCAGCUUGAUUUCCACCGUAGUGCAGGCCUGUGCAUUUAUACAUUUUUCAUACACUCACUCACUCCUGCAACUUGACAUUUCAAUGUCAACUGCCCCCACAUCCCUCCAGGCAUGAAGGUCCUGAGCCAUCUGUUAAGUGUUUCGAACUUAAGUGUCAACCUUAUUUUGCCGUUACCAGACCUGGAGAAAGCUACAGUAUCGUUAAUAAUGUUAUGACCUGGAAGUUCAAUAUUUACAAAAAUAAAAAAUGGCACUUUGUGACCUUUUUGCAUUUGCGUCUUUGAUUUUCUUUCUGGAGUCUCCUCUGAGGACUUGGACACCAAAUAUUAGUUCACGUGUCCUCUUAGCCUUUGUAACAAUGUUAUCUGCUGUUGUAGGCUAUUCAGAGAUUAUUUCAAGUGUUUUGUUGUACACAAAUAGGUUGUGCAGUAUGACAUCUAAUCUGUGUUAUUGGCAUGUGACCGAGGAAAUCGUUUUCUAGGCCUGGAGGAUUUUUACCCCAAAUCCUAAAACACAUUGUCAUUUGUGAAAUGUUUCAAGUUUUUGGUAUGCUCGAGCAGUAUUUUGUGUGACAGAUAUAUUUUUAUAACACCCCAGAUGUAAAUAAUGAUAGUCCCUGUAUCUGAUAUGUUACAAAGAAGGGUCAGGUUGUAUUGCUUGUAAAAAGCCUUUUUAUGUAGUAUUUUGUCCAUCGUCAUUGUCAUUCCAAGCUUCUAAAUGCAAUCGCUUCUAUAGAAUCAUAGCUGUAUUGUAUAAUGUAAAAAGAUGCUGUCAUUGGUGAACCAGAUGUGUAGUCAUUAGUGAAGGUCUGCACCAGUUUCAAACCAAAUCCUUUAAUCAGGUCAAUGGAAUUUCUGCUGGCGAUCAUAAAUAUGAUAUUCCGUUACCAAAUCACCUUGUGGAUGGCACUAAAGAUAAAGACCUACAUACAAACUUGGUCAGGGAAUGUUGUUUAUAUGUUCAAUGCAUCCCAAUACAACCAUCUAUACAGGAGCUUUGUAUUGAUUAACAUGACUAUCAGCCAGCGAACUUGUGCAUCUCUCCUGUUUUGUAAAUGUUCCAAUUCCAUUGUUUCUUCCAAGGUGUAGGUUGGGUUGUUUUCAAAAAUAGUUGUAAUUAUGAGCUUGUUUUUGGCAAUAGUUCAGAAGUAUGGCGCGUGUCGUGACAAGGGUGUUUCAUUGAUUUAUGUUAUUGGAGAAGUAGGGUCAAGGUGAUAAACAUCGAAUGGUCAACAAACUUAAAAGUGAUUGAAAAUCAUCACAAGAAUCUCAUGAACCUAUACUGUACAAGACUUGGAUGUUACAAGCUCUCAUUGAUCUAUUUUGGGUUUUGUCUAUGUCGCUCUGUGCAAAGAGAAGUAGGAUUAUUACAUGUAUCCAUUUUUGCCAACAAUUGAUUUGGAUAUAUUCUAUAUAAGUUAAUAAACUUUGAUAGUAUAACAUGAAACAAA